AUGUCAGUUCAGAUAUUCAAGGAUCAGGUUGAAGAAGAUAGAGGUGAAAAUGCACGUAUGGCAGCAUUUGUUGGUGCAAUCGCUGUCGGUGAUUUGGUGAAGUCAACGCUUGGCCCAAAGGGUAUGGACAAAUUGUUGCAAAGCGCAAGCAAUCCUGAUCACUCGAUUGUCACCAAUGAUGGUGCCACUAUCUUGAAAUCCAUCCCAUUUGAAAACCCAGCUGCAAAAGUGUUGGUGAACAUUUCAAAAGUCCAAGACGACGAAGUCGGAGAUGGUACCACCUCGGUGACUGUUUUGAGUGCUGAGCUCUUGAGAGAAAGUGAAAAGUUAAUUGACCAAAACAUACAUCCUCAAACCAUUAUAGAAGGUUUUCGAAUUGCACGAAAACACGCUAUUGAAGCAUUGGACAAGAACGCGGUAAACAAUGGUAACAAUCAAGAGAAGUUUAGGCAAGAUCUUUUAAAUAUUGCAAAGACCACCCUCUCGUCGAAGAUCUUAUCUCAAGACAAAGAGUAUUUUGCAAAUUUGGCUGUAGACGCCAUUCUCCGGUUAAAAGGAUCGACAAAUUUGAACAAUAUCCAAAUAAUUAAGAAAGUUGGUGGCAAACUUUCAGACUCGUAUCUCGAUGAAGGUUUUAUUUUGGAAAAGAAAUUUGGUAUUGGUCAGCCCAAGAAAAUCGAAAAUGCCAAAAUCUUGAUCGCCAAUACAUCAAUGGAUACGGAUAAAGUCAAGAUUUUUGGAGCCAAGUUUAAAGUAGACUCGACUUCGAAAUUGGCCGAGUUGGAGAAAGCCGAGAAGUUGAAGAUGAAAAAUAAGGUGGAUAAAAUCAAGAAAUUCGACAUCAAUGUAUUUAUCAAUCGUCAGCUCAUAUACGACUAUCCCGAGCAGCUCUUUACUGAUGCCAAGAUUAACUCAAUAGAGCAUGCCGAUUUCGAUGGAGUUGAGAGGUUGGCUUUGGUGACAGGCGGUGAAGUGGUGAGUACUUUUGAUAACCCAGACUCUGUCAAGCUUGGAUACUGUGAUUCAAUCGAAGAGAUCUUUAUUGGUGAGGAUACGUUUUUGAAGUUCUCUGGGGUAGCUGCAGGUGAAGCAUGUACCGUGGUGUUGCGUGGGGCUACCGAUCAUGUAUUGGAGGAGGCCGAUCGUUCUCUACACGAUGCAUUAUCCGUAUUGUCCCAAACAACAAGAGACACUAAAACCGUGCUUGGUGGUGGAUGCGCAGAAAUGAUUAUGGCCAAGGCAGUAGACCAGGCGGCAGCAAAUGAAACUGGCAAAAAGGCACUUGCCAUUGAAGCAUUUAGCAAGGCUUUAAGACAACUACCCACCAUCUUGGCAGAUAAUGCAGGAUACGAUUCAAGUGAGUUGGUGACGAAAUUAAGAUCCGCCAUUUACAAUGGUUUGUCAUCCUCGGGGUUGGACUUGAAUAAUGGUACAGUAGCAGAUAUGAGAGAUUUGGGAAUUGUUGAGAGUUAUAAAUUGAAGAAGGCAGUGGUGAACUCGGCAACAGAGGCAGCUGAGGUAUUGUUGAGAGUCGACAACAUCAUCCGUGCCAAGCCACGAACUGCUGAUAGAAACCACUAG
Messenger RNA from Lodderomyces elongisporus, 1581 nucleotides. It is a transcript of the gene CCT2, whose product is annotated as chaperonin-containing T-complex subunit. The record is from RefSeq and is a predicted model, not a curated record. Gene Ontology annotation, cellular component: cytosol; chaperonin-containing T-complex. NCBI's taxonomy places the organism in Eukaryota, Fungi, Ascomycota, Pichiomycetes, Serinales, Debaryomycetaceae. Gene Ontology annotation, molecular function: ATP-dependent protein folding chaperone; ATP binding; ATP hydrolysis activity. Bases 1 to 1581 code for a protein of 526 amino acids. The transcript has a single exon. Gene Ontology annotation, biological process: protein folding.